Molecule: messenger RNA, 804 nt
Organism: Penicillium digitatum Pd1
Lineage: Eukaryota; Fungi; Ascomycota; Eurotiomycetes; Eurotiales; Aspergillaceae
Product: H(+)-transporting V1 sector ATPase subunit D
Biological process (GO): vacuolar acidification
Cellular component (GO): fungal-type vacuole membrane; vacuolar proton-transporting V-type ATPase complex
Molecular function (GO): proton-transporting ATPase activity, rotational mechanism
Source: RefSeq, a predicted model, not a curated record
AUGUCCGGCGCUGUGGGCCGAGAGGCAGUAUUCCCAACUCGCCAAUCAUUGGGGUUAAUGAAGAACAAGCUGAAGGGGGCGGAGAUUGGCCACAGUCUACUAAAGAGAAAGAGUGAAGCUCUAACAAAACGUUUCCGAGACAUCACACGCCGCAUCGAUGAAGCCAAACAAAAGAUGGGUCGGGUCAUGCAGAUUGCUGCCUUCUCGUUGGCCGAAGUGAGCUAUGCAGUAGGCGGAGAUAUUGGCUACCAGAUCCAGGAAUCCGCCAAGCAGGCUCGUUUCCGUGUGCGAGCCAAGCAAGAGAACGUCUCCGGUGUCCUUCUGCCUGCAUUUGAAAGCUACACGCAAGAUGGCGUCAAUGACUUUGGUUUGACAGGUCUAGGAAAGGGAGGACAGCAGAUUCAACGUUGUCGGGAGACAUACGCACGGGCCGUGGAGACAUUGGUGGAACUGGCGAGCUUACAGACUGCUUUCCUGAUUCUGGAUGAGGUGAUCAAGGUUGUCAACCGAAGAGUAAAUGCGAUUGAGCAUGUUAUCAUUCCUCGAACUGAGAACACCAUCAAUUACAUCAACUCUGAACUGGAUGAGCUCGACCGAGAGGAAUUUUACCGCCUGAAGAAGGUUUCAGGCAAAAAGCAGAGAGACGUUGCCGCCGCGGACGCCGAGAUUCUGGCGGCCCGGCAAAAGGCCGCAGAAGAGCAAGCAGUAGACCCUAAGGUACCUGUUGCUACUGCUGUCUUCGUCAAAGAGGAAGAGACGGCAGAUGUGCUGGGCGAACAGGAAGACAACGAUGUUAUUUUCUAG